This is a messenger RNA of Merops nubicus (carmine bee-eater), 927 nucleotides long. It is a transcript of the gene NPL, whose product is annotated as N-acetylneuraminate pyruvate lyase (dihydrodipicolinate synthase). Bases 1 to 927 code for a protein of 308 amino acids. Gene Ontology annotation, biological process: N-acetylneuraminate catabolic process. The record is from RefSeq and is a predicted model, not a curated record. Gene Ontology annotation, molecular function: 4-hydroxy-tetrahydrodipicolinate synthase activity; N-acetylneuraminate lyase activity. The transcript is spliced from 11 exons. Lineage: Eukaryota; Metazoa; Chordata; Aves; Coraciiformes; Meropidae.
AUGACACCCAGAAAGAAGUUACAGGGUCUUGUAGCUGCUACAGUCACUCCAAUGACUCCUGAUGGGCAAAUUAACCUUUCGGUGAUUCGUCAGUAUGUGGAUUACCUGGUGAGUGAGCAGAAAGUGAAGAGUGUCUUUGUGAAUGGCACAACAGGAGAAGGAUUGUCCCUUAACAUCCAGGAGAGGAAGCAGUUGGCGGAAGAAUGGGUGUGCCAAGGAAAAGACAAGUUGGAUCAUGUGAUCAUUCAUGUGGGAGCCCUGAGUCUGCCAGACUCACAGGAGCUGGCAAGACAUGCAGCAGCCAUAGGGGCUAGUGCUAUUGCUGUCAUAGCACCCUUCUUCUUCAAACCCACAAGCAAAGAUGAGCUGAUUGCUUUCUUACAGAAGGUUGCAUCUGAAGCCCCUGCAGUUCCAUUUUAUUACUACCACAUUCCUCCUCUGACGGGUGUGAAGAUUCGUGUUGAAGAGUUGCUGGAUGGAAUAAAAGAGCAGAUCCCCACCUUCCAGGGCGUGAAGUUCAGCGACACGGACCUCUUGGACCUUGCACAGUGUAUAAACAAGAAUGAGAGAGAACAGUUUGUCUUUCUUUAUGGAGUGGAUGAGCAACUGUUGAGUGCACUGGCAAUAGGGGCAAACGGAGCAGUUGGAAGUACCUACAACUAUUUGGGCCGAAAAACCAAUCUGAUGCUGGAAGCCUUUGCAAAGCCAGACCUUGUAUUGGCACGGAAGUACCAGUUUCUCACUGGGGAAUUUCUCAGCUUUGUCAUCAAACUAGGUUUUGGUGUUGCACAGAUUAAAGCUGUAAUGACUUUUGUUUCUGGCAUUCCCAUGGGACCUCCACGGCUUCCGCUUGUUGAUGCCUCCGAGGAGUUCAUUGUCAAGGCCAAAGCCAAGCUGGAUAGCACGGUGUGGCCUGAUGGCGACUGA